Pocillopora verrucosa is the source of this 2673-nucleotide messenger RNA. Lineage: Eukaryota; Metazoa; Cnidaria; Anthozoa; Scleractinia; Pocilloporidae. The record is from RefSeq and is a predicted model, not a curated record.
UCUUUUGUGUAUGGUUUCGUUACUCCUCUAUCAGUAAUGUUUGAGUAUUUAUGGCGAAGCAGAGUGUAGAAAUUAUAACCUGCCAUUUUAUGUGUAUUUCCGCUUGACUCGUUCGAAGGAAAGGACGAUCAGAAACCCUUCGCCAAGCACGUGUCCGAAACAGACUAGCUCAGCUGAGUUAAUUUCAUGAUACAUAACCCGUGUCAUAAAGGGAAUAGUCUUUUUCUUUGGAUAUAGAUCAUGAGAAAUCUUGAACUACUGAGGAGUUUUCCAGUGCUGGAGUUGGAAGGAACUGAGGACCCAUUUUGUUUGUCAGUGGAUUGUGAUUGUGGAGUUAUUUACACUGCAACAUCUACUCACAUAACAGGCGUCCAGCCCUCCACUCAUCAGGCUGUAAGUUCUGUUUCACUUGUAUCCGAUGGGUACCUGCCAGAAGAUGGUAGUGGCUGUGUUAUUGGAAUGCAGCACUUGCCAGACUUGGAAUCUGUAUGUGUGGCCACUGCAAAAGGAGAUGUAAUUCUUUGGAAUACAGUUACUGACCAGGUUGAAUGUGUUGGCAGUGUGGACAAUGGGCUCAGGUGUAUGGAAUGGAGUCCUGAUCAAGAGCUUGUGGUAUUCAUGACAGGAGAAGAAACUCUUAUCAUAAUGACAAAGGAUUUUGAUGCCAUUUGUGAGUUCCCUUUUCACUCAGAGGAGUUUGGUGAAGAAAAACCAAUCACAGUUGGUUGGGGAAAAAAAGAAACACAGUUCCAUGGGUCCCAAGGCAAACCAACAGCUGCUGAUGUACAGGAAGUUAUUGCCAAGCCUGCUGCAAGUUGGGAUGACAGGAAACCAAGAAUCAGCUGGCGUGGUGAUGGACAAUUUUUCGCAGCCAGUGCAAUCCAUCCUUUGACAGGUGCAAGGAAAUUGAGAGUGUGGAAUAGGGAAGGUGUACUUAGCUCUACAAGUGAAAAUGUUGAUGGAUUGGAACAGGUAUUAUUUUGGAGACCAUCAGGCAGCUUAAUAGCUUCAACCCAGCGCAAGCCUCAUAGACAUGAAGUGAUUUUCUUUGAGAGAAAUGGCCUCAGACAUGGAGAAUUUGUGCUUCCUUUUGGCAAGAUGGAAGUUCAGGUAUUGGAAAUAGCAUGGAAUAAUGACUCAUCAGUACUAGCUGUCUGGUCUGAAGAGUUACCAAGCACAGAACAGAUAGAAGAAUUUGUACCAAAGUCUUAUGUUCAGUUGUGGACAGUGAAUAAUUAUCACUGGUAUCUGAAGCAGCAGAUGGAAUUCCCAGCAUCUGCUAAACAUAGAGUGGCCUGUCUUUUAUGGGACCCAGAGGCUGCCCUAAGAAUGCACAUCAUGACGAGAGGAGGCCAGUACUUGAGUUAUGAGUGGUGUUGGAAUACAGUUCAUAGUGAAGGGGCUAGUGAACAAAACAUGUCCACUGUAGCAGUCAUUGAUGGAGCUAAGUUGUUGCUGACUCCAAUGAAACACAUGGUGGUUCCCCCUCCAAUGUCUGCCUAUGCCCUGGACCUGCCAUCCCCAGCGUCCACCAUCAGCUUUGCUCCACCCACACACUGUAGUGAUAUGGCAGUUAUGAUGUCCAAUGGCAAGAUGGCAAUCUUCAAAUUAUUGACAGAAAAUGGCGUAAAAGAAGUGUUCAGGGCACCUGGCAAAGCCCCAAACCUUGUUGGCAUUUACAGUAUAGACACCAAAGACUUUCCAACAGUAUGGACAGGAGCCUUGUGUUGGCGGCAGAUGAUUUGGUGGAAGGACUGCACCCUUAUCGCAGUUGGAUGGGAUACCAUGAGUCAGAAAGACAUUGUUUGUGAAUUAGAGAUCUCUGCAGAAGAUGGGGCUAAUAGCAUUGCUAUCAGGCGCACGACUGAAACCGACACGCCAGUCCUUCGUCUUUGUGCCCGUCGUCACACUGAGUCUGUAUUAGUGGAGCUCAUCAAUGGAAACUUACUUAGUUACACUUCAGAUUCAAGUCAGGCUAAAUUAUCACCAUGGUUUAACAGUCGAGGACUUGAAAUCUCUCUCCCUCAACCGUGCCAGUGUGUAAAAACAGCCUUAGUGGGAGAUGAGGAAGUCGUUCUGGGAUUGACUGAACACUCAAGGUUAUAUGCGAAUAACAAAGAGGUGGCUUCAAACUGCUCUUCCUUCGCUGUUCAUGAUGAAUUUCUUCUUCUAACAACGCAUGCGCACACGUUGCGUUGUAUAAGUCUUUUACCAACCACGCGAGGUUUGCCAGUUUUGAUUGAAGAUAAACCACAUCCUUUGGAUGAAAACAUAAGACGCGUCGAGAGAGGUUCACGGAUAGUGGUCGCUGUUAUUCAAGAUACGAAAGUUAUUUUGCAGAUGCCUCGUGGAAAUAUAGAGACUAUUCAUCCUCGAUCACUAGUUUUGUCGUACUUAAAGAAAUGUUUAGACAGUCUCAGCUAUGGAGAGGCCUUUACUGUAAUGCGCCGUCAUCGGAUCAAUCUUAACUUGAUACACGACCACAAUCCCAAGCUUUUCUUGGAAAAUUUGGAUAAAUUUGUGAGUCAUGUGGAAUCGGUAAAUUUUAUCAACCUAUUCCUCACGGAUCUUAAAGAGGAAGAUGUGACUACCACGAUGUAUUCUGAUUAUUAUUCUGAAUCAAAACAGACCCCUGUUGCGUCUCUGGGUGAUGAGUUAAGUAAAGUUGAUCGA